Molecule: messenger RNA, 1679 nt
Organism: Microplitis mediator
Lineage: Eukaryota; Metazoa; Arthropoda; Insecta; Hymenoptera; Braconidae
Exons: 4
Coding region: 85-522 (145 amino acids)
Source: RefSeq, a predicted model, not a curated record
GAUGCGAUAUAUAAAAUGUACGCGUAGAUUUUUAGUCAGAUGUGGAUUUGACUUUAAACACGUUGGUGUACCCGCCCAAAAAUAAUGAAGGGUAGAGUGAUACUGUUGCUAAUUUUUGUUCUAAUCUGUGAACUUGUCAGUGAAUUAUCAGCAGCACCGGCGCCAUUUGUUUUUCCUGGACCCUCAUCAGACGACUAUUCCGAUUCCUACGACGAUGGUCCGCAAGGGCGAAAUUUAUUUGGCCACAAACGAAAACACCAUCGAUUUUCAGGAGGUCACGGCUGUCGAGGUCACGGCUGUGGCGGAGGCUUUGGCUCGAGACCGGACUACGGGGGUUAUUACCCGAACAAUCAAGGUGGCUCCUUCGCCACAGCAUCCGCAGGAUCUUUGGGUCCAUCCAACAGUCAAGCGAAUGCCCAGAGCGCAACUUUUAACUUCGGACCUUUCUCGGCAUCUUUCAGCGCUGCCCAGGCUUCUUCUGGCCGUCAAAAUGGCUCUCCUUUUCUGAACUACGACUACUAGCCGUCUGACAGCGGCUGGCCGAAACUACUCAUCAAUCAUCAAAUCAAUCACUCCGUCCAUUACGAAUCCAUGUGCGUCCUAUUUAUUAACAAAUCUAUAAAUAAGUGUAAGCUCACCCGAUAAAAAAAAAAAUUUAUUCAAAAAAAUAUGUAAUACAGUAUUUAUAAAUAAAAAAAUAAAAUGCAGUUGCGUGCAUUUAAAAACCUCGAUUUUUCUUUAACCAAACGAAUCUUAAGAUUUCUCAAGAGAGUACAUUGGAGUUCUUUGUCCGGCCACAGCCACCAGCACCAGAUGUUCUUUAAAAUAAAAUCGGCAAGAGUUUUGCUGGCAAAAGUGGGAGAGGAUGAGGAGUAAAAAUCAAAGAGAAAGUCUGAGGAAUAAAAAAUAUUAAAAAGACAGAAGGGCGAGGGAGGGACGAACACAAAGGGCUGAAGAACGCGCACACUCGGAAACUCACUUUAGAUUUUUUACUUAAAAAAUUCCGGAGCGUUUUAUAAAAAGUACAUCAGUAAGUAAUUUAUAUAAAUAUUUUUAAAAUCCAGAGGGUAAAAAAUAACCGGAGUACUUGCUACCGAUUUAUGAGACUUUAAAAAAUAAUUCAGUCCUGUCUAUAUGAGCUCCGACUGACGUGACGAGUUGAAAUAGUGGGUAAUAAAUUUAUGAAAAUAAUGAGGUAAUAAAAAUAUUAAAAGCCAUCCAGGCGAUAUGUUGCUGAGUGAUAUAUAUGUGAGCUCUGUAAAUUCGUUAGGGAUAAUUUAGGAUGAUAUUCUCUUAAGCAAAGGGUUACGGCCCUGUCAGCCGGUAAACCCGUCGUUGUUCGAUCAUGCUCCAGCAUCGGAGAUGUACCAGUGCUCGGCUGCAAGACGGGAGAGCAGAGAGCAGAGGAAGAGACGGAGGAAAGACGGGAAUUAAAAAAAAUGAAAUAGAAAGUGGUUCGUCCGGUGCAACAACCUACAGUCUGUGUAUGUAAUCUUUUAAAAAACACAACUCCCGAUACGAGUGGUACUGUCGUUGGUGUUGUUCCUGUUCUGGUGAGCGAAAUGCUGCUGGUAUAGUCGCUGCAGGGAGGAAGAGAGUGAUCCCGCGGGCUUCGUUCCAAUCCUGCUCGCAUUUCUCGUGCGGUUGUCGUCUCGUAAAGUUAUCUCGGGGUAGUGUCG